AUGUUGCAAAUCAUUGAUUUCAAACAUCUCAUCAAAUGCUGGAAGGCCAUCACACUCUCCGACUCGGCUUCGAAUCAAGUUCCUUCUGGUUUUCUCGCGGUUUAUGUUGGUGAGGCACGCGUGAAGUUCUUGAUUCCAGCAAGAUUCUUGAACCUGCCAAUAUUUGUGCAUCUUCUCAAUAUAGCCGGAGAGGAAUAUGGGUUCAAGUUCAGUGGGGGCAUUGUGUUGCCUUGUGAUGUGGGCUUCUUUAAACAAUUGUUGAAGUUUCUUGAAAAGAAUGAGAAGAAAUACGGAAGCUUAGAGGGAAAGCAAAAACUUUUGCCCUAA
Mangifera indica (mango) is the source of this 327-nucleotide messenger RNA. Its product is annotated as auxin-induced protein X15-like. Lineage: Eukaryota; Viridiplantae; Streptophyta; Magnoliopsida; Sapindales; Anacardiaceae. Bases 1 to 327 code for a protein of 108 amino acids. The transcript has 2 exons. The record is from RefSeq and is a predicted model, not a curated record. Gene Ontology annotation, biological process: response to auxin.